Messenger RNA from Menidia menidia (Atlantic silverside), 2773 nucleotides. Lineage: Eukaryota; Metazoa; Chordata; Actinopteri; Atheriniformes; Atherinopsidae. The record is from the annotation of a GenBank genome assembly.
GACAACAUGGAGCUUUUGGAUGAUGUACAGGGGGAGUUUUAAUUGUUGAUUAAAUCAGAUUUUACGUAUAUCAACAUUAGGAAUGUAAGACAAAAACUGUUAGCAAUGCUCAAACUUUCUGAGGGCUAGCCGUCAUUAUUUUAAACGCUUUAACGAAAAAAGAAAGCUGCACUACGAUACACAUGUAGUUCUACAGUAACCAUAGCUAGCAGGAGAUUUGAAGACAUUCUUAAAGAUGUUUCUGUUGUUACAAACCUUUAUUUUUAGCAUGGUCAUCAUCCAUCCAGUGGCUUUUCGCAAAUCGUGCUAGUUAGCUUUGCCAAAGGUCAUGAGGAAAGUCACAUUAACCCUAAAAACCUACUAUUAAGGGGUUCGAUAAACAUGGUCCAAUUCUACAUAAGGAUAUGUUUAUGUUUAUCUGUUGACUUAGUAUUACGAAAUAUUGCCAACAGGUGCAAUCCUUUUGACACCGAAAACUAAGCAGCGUUGACACGUUUUAUUGGAAGACACACACGGAUUACUGAAAAGAUCCGUAACCAGGCAUUCUUUUGUCACGCUCUCCGUGGGGAACAGACGGAGUCUGGCGGGCAGCUGUUCGGUACUGCCCUGCUCUAUUUCAAAUAUGGGCAAGGUAAAAAUGGCAACCUUUGACGUGACAGUAGAAGUUUCUAAAAAAAGAACUGACACUAGUGAGAUAGAGCCUCAUGCUCUUUGGGACAAGAGCAGCAGGCCUACUUCUUACCCUGACACCCUGUGCCCACCAUUUUAAACUUAAAGAAGACGACUUUCUACUAAACUCUCUGCUAAGGGGGUCAUUUCUAAUUAGGCUUUUUGGGGGAGUUUUAACUUUUUUUGCCAAAAGCUAAUAUGGAGAAUUUGGAGAAGCAGCUCAUUUGUCCCAUAUGCCUGGAAAUGUUUACAAAGCCUGUUGUCAUCCUACCCUGCCAGCACAACCUCUGCAGAAAAUGUGCCAAUGAUGUUUUCCAGGCUUCAAACCCAUAUCUUCCAACAAGGAGUGGCUCAUUGACAUCCGGCGGCCGUUUCAGAUGCCCGUCCUGCAGACAUGAGGUUGUCCUGGACAGGCAUGGUGUUUACGGCCUGCAGAGGAACCUGCUGGUGGAGAAUAUAAUUGAUAUGUUCAAACAGGAGUCUAGUAGCAGCAAGCCAGCCCCAGAGAGAAAGGAGGAAACGCCCAUGUGCGAUGUUCACGAGGAUGAAAAGAUCAACAUUUUCUGUGUGACCCACGGGGUGCCAACAUGCUCCAUGUGUAAGGUUUUCGGAGCCCACAAAGACUGCGAAGUGGCGCCCAUCAGCAGCAUCUACCAGACAAAGAAGACGGAGCUCAGUGAUGGGAUUGCCAUGAUGGUUGGUAACAACGACAGGAUGCAAGGCAUCAUCAGUCAGUUAGAGGAAGCCUGUCGAGCCAUAGAGGAGAAUGGUCGGAGACAAAAGACUCUGGUAUGCGAGAAGUUUGACAAGCUGUACUCCAUCCUGGAGGAGAAGAAAAGGGAGAUGAGUCAGAAGGUGACUGCCGAGCAGGAAGAAAAGGUGAACUAUAUCCGGAGCCUGACAAGGAAAUACGGAGACCAUCUGGAGGAGAGCUGCAAGAUUGUAGAGAAGGGGAUUCAAACUAUGGAGGAGCCGGAAAUGGUUGUAUUCCUUCAGAACACAAAGCCUCUCCUUAAGAAGAUUGAAGAGGCAUCCAGUACAGCACACUUAGAUAAAGUUGAGCGUGGCUAUGAGAAUAUGGAUCAUUACACUGUCCAGUUCAAUAAAGAGGGAAAGGCCCUGCGCAGCAUCAACUUUGCCCAAGAUGACGAAGAUGAAGAUGAAGAGGAUGAAGACACAGGGCCGAGUGCUGAGGAGGGAGACAGGGCACAAACUGUGCCAACAGGUGGGGCGGGAUCAGCCCCCUCUGCCCCGCCCUCUGCUGCCCAACAGAUAAGCCCCGCCCCCAACCCAACCAAGAACAUUGCCUCCACCUAGUUGUUGCCCUGUAGCCCAGACAACACCUAAACCACAGCCAGGAGAAGUAUUGUGAUACUUUUUUUCACCCAGAAUGGGGGGAACUGUGAGAAAAUUUUAGAUCUGCAUCGCAGGCAAAGCCCGUUUUAGCAGAAGAAGACUGUCAGUACCGGGCUUCGCUGCAUAUUGACACUUCUCAUUUCGUUUUUAUAAUCUGCUUAAAUAUAUAUGUUUUGAUCCCUUAUUUUCAUUUUGGACAAAAUAAGGGACAGAGAGUCAGGGUGUCCUUUGGGUGUUUUCAGAGUUAGGAUGUACUCAUGCAUUUUUCAUGUCACUUACCUUUUGAGUCGCACCGCCUAAACUUCAUCAUUAGACAGCAUAAGAAAAAGACCUCAGAUUGUCCUUCUUGUCCUGGUAUUUUUUUAAUGACUGAAAGGUUUUAUGAGUACAGUAGCAGAUUAAAGAAACUAUCGCUGUGUUUUUCAAACUUGUGCUGAGAUGGGUUUUAUUCCUGGUGUAACGCGGCGAUAUUUACCAGUUACAGAAAAAGAAUGCUCUGCCUUUUUUUGGCAAACUGUAUAUAUUAUGUGACAUUAAAAGCAAGUCAAACAAUGAAAUUCUGUGUACCCUGUUCUCACCAUUUUGAUGGAUUGACAAAAAUUCAACUUUUCAAAAUGGUUACUUUACUGCUGCAGCUUUCUUACCAUCCUUCUUGGUGUAUUCUUUAUUUGGUCUUUAUAUCUCUUCAGUCCCUUUUCUAAACCCCAUUUGAAGUAUAUUUGCGCACAUUUAUUAUCGAGAGUUCCGU